UGCCACGAGAUUUUACACCACAUGUUCUGAAAGUCAAGAUACCGGCUAACAGAAUAAAAUCUGACCAUGGAUCCUAAAAAAAUGGGAGAAGCUCUUGGCCGCAUGAAAGGCGGUGGAGGCAAAUUUGCAGGAGCUGGUUUAGGCCUCUUAGCGGCGGCUGGUGGCUUAUUUGGAAUUGCAAAUUCAUUUUACACUGUUGAUGGAGGUCAUAGGUCAAUCAUUUUUAGCAGAAUCGGUGGAGUACAGAAGACCAUAUAUCCAGAAGGAUUACACUUUAGAGUACCAUGGUUUCAUUAUCCUAUUAUAUAUGAUAUCAGAGCAAAGCCAAAGAAACUAACUUCACCAACAGGAAGUAAAGAUUUACAGAUGGUGAACAUUUCUUUAAGAGUUUUAUACAGACCAGAUCAGAAAUUUCUGCCAGAAAUCUAUAGACAACUGGGGUUGGACUAUGAUGAAAGAGUGUUGCCGUCAAUUUGUAAUGAAGUUUUAAAAUCAGUUGUAGCUAAAUUCAACGCUUCACAAUUAAUCACACAGCGUCAACAAGUCAGUUUAUUAAUCAGACGAGAACUUAAGGAGAGAGCACAAGACUUCUACAUGAUCUUAGAUGAUGUGUCCAUCACAGAAUUAAGUUUUGGGAAAGAAUACACAGCUGCAGUAGAAUCUAAACAGGUAGCACAACAAGAGGCUCAGAGAGCUCAGUUUGUGGUAGAGAAAGCCAAGCAAGAAAGACAACAGAAAGUUGUACAAGCCUCCGGAGAAGCUGAAGCUGCUAAACUUAUUGGUGAAGCCAUCUCAAUAAAUCCUGGAUACUUGAAGUUAAGAAAAAUCAGAGCAUCACAGGGUAUAUCUAGAACACUUGCCCAGUCACAGAACCGUGUGUACUUGACUGCAAACAACCUGAUGUUAAAUAUUACCGACAAAGACUUUGAUUCUAUGCUGGAACAGUAUAAAACAAAGAAAUAGUCUCUGAACUAUGUCGACCUUGUUAUUGUCUGAAUUGUGCUGGAUAUUAUUAUGUGUUUCGUAGGACUUGCCUACGACAGACAAACAACUUUCACAGAGAUAUAAGAACAAAUAAAUUCCUCUUUUUUUAAACUUUGUAUACUGACUUCACAAUGACAGUGAAAAUGGCCACCACUGGAUUUAUAUGAAACAAUUCUGUUUGGUUAUGAUUUAAAAAAGAGUUGUAAAUUUUUAAGUAGACUUCAAGAUUCCAAGGUUUCAAUAUAAAUGAAAAGGAGGGAUAUUUUGCACAUGCAAACUGGUUAGUGAUCCAUUUGGUUGGACAACAUUAUGAUGAAAAUUAAGAUACAAAUUUUGAAGAAGAAAAAACCAAAACAAAACCAACCAAUAAAUCUUGUGUUUUUUAAGUGGAUAUAUUUAUAGAUUUAUUAAAUCAAAAUUGUGGAAAAAAAA
Molecule: messenger RNA, 1416 nt
Organism: Mytilus californianus (California mussel)
Lineage: Eukaryota; Metazoa; Mollusca; Bivalvia; Mytilida; Mytilidae
Product: prohibitin-2-like
Exons: 7
Coding region: 67-963 (298 amino acids)
Biological process (GO): mitochondrion organization
Cellular component (GO): mitochondrion; membrane
Source: RefSeq, a predicted model, not a curated record